AUGCCUGUGACAAAAUCCUUGGGAAAGCUUCAAAAGCAAAUGAGAUCUAAGGGCAGAUCUCAUGUGCACCCCAACGGUAGAAAACACAAACAGUUAACAAGAGCUACGAUAAGAGAGAGCAAUAUUGCAGCAAAAAAGCAGGAAUUCCAGAAACGCAAAACUUAUGAGCUGGCUCGUGUGAAAUACCUUCAAGAAGUUACAAAUUCCGAAUCAUUCAAAGAAAGAAGCACUUUUAGUCUUGAGGAGACAGCAGUUUUCUUGCAAGAAUUUAUUCAGCGUGAUAAUGAAGAGUUGGAAGAAUUAAAGAAGAAUAGACGUUCGAACCGUCCACCUUCCAAUAGACAGCUUUUAUUGCAACAAAAAUACGACAGGGAAAUGGAAGAAUUCAAGAAAGGAUUUUUGUGUCCUGAUUUGACAGAUAAACAGAACGUUGUUACACUAAGGAAUUGGAAUGGAACUUUUGGAACUUUAAAUGCAUUGAAAACCAUUAGGGUCAAUAACGAAGGUAAACAAAUGAUCGGUGGUAAUACCUCGUUUACUAUGAACACUGACGUUGAAAUGCAAUGA
Messenger RNA from Zygosaccharomyces rouxii, 567 nucleotides. RefSeq names its product Tma16p (gene TMA16). NCBI's taxonomy places the organism in Eukaryota, Fungi, Ascomycota, Saccharomycetes, Saccharomycetales, Saccharomycetaceae. Bases 1 to 567 code for a protein of 188 amino acids. The transcript has a single exon. Gene Ontology annotation, cellular component: nucleus. The record is from RefSeq and is a predicted model, not a curated record.